Molecule: messenger RNA, 1816 nt
Organism: Apis laboriosa (Himalayan honeybee)
Lineage: Eukaryota; Metazoa; Arthropoda; Insecta; Hymenoptera; Apidae
Product: myb-like protein X
Exons: 3
Coding region: 71-1147 (358 amino acids)
Source: RefSeq, a predicted model, not a curated record
UUUGUAUUUUUAUGUUUACCAUUUAACGUUUUUCCUUCCUCAAUGGUUAGUUUCUAACUGAUCGUUCAUCAUGAAGGAAGUCGGGAUCUGUAGAGUCAAUAAGGAAUUCAUAAGCAUGGAAGAAGGACUUGUCGAGAAUGGGAAAACUUCAUGCAUGAAAUAUAUUGAAACGAACAAUACUUUAAAACGAAUAAUAGAAUGCGUGAAAUUAAUUCUCUUAUUGGAAAUAUUGUUCUGCAUUGGAUGGGGUUGUUACACAAUGUGGGAAAAUUGUCAUAUCGAAUCGAUGGAAGUCAACGCCAUAAAUAAUAUUCCAAAAACAGAAUUGGAAAAUCUAUUUAGUUUUACGCGUGAUAAAUAUAUAAUAAACGAGACUGAACAACUCAAUAAAUCGAACGAUAUUUCAACGAAAAAUAUCUUAAAACUGACGGAAAUUUCAAACAUCGAUAACGAAACCGAUGCGAAUAUCAAUGCAGCGGAAGAUAAUUUGCAAAACGUGGAAGAUGGCUUAUUGGUAAUAAAUAACGAUAAGAAGAGCGUAUUAGAAGAUGAAUCUUUCGUUGCGAUCGAGAAUGAUAAUUUAAAUUCAACGGAAAAGGAAUUUAAAGAAAAUUUAAAAAUCGACGAAUCGACAAAAUAUGAUAAAGAUUCAUCGGAUUCGUGGACGUACGAAUCGUCGGAAAGAAGCGAGAAAGAAAUACGACACGACGCACAAAGGAAUUUAGAAAUUUAUUCGAUUUUCUCGUUGAUCUUUGAAAAUGCUAUGAGAAAUAUAUCGGUCUCGGACAAUUCUACUACCGAGGACAAUCACAAGUUGCAAGAUUUUAAGGUAUCUAUCGAAUGGUUGAACAAAGAAUUUACAGACGAAAAUAGAGAAAUUUUUACAUCGGAAUCGCACAUGGAUGUUGAUAAUACGGGAGAAAAGUCGGAAGAAAGGAUAAUUUUCGUCGAAAAUCCUAACGAUAACAAAGAUGUAAAUCAAAACGAAACGAACGAUGAAUGGGAUCGACAACAAAUAGUUUCCGAUAUAAUGGAAAGCGACUAUGAUGAUACGAACGAAGAAAAAAAUAGUUCGGAUAGUAUAAAUAUUUCAGAUUUAUCCAAUUAUCAUAUAUAUCUUCCGGAUUAUAUAUAUAAUAUAUAUUAGAUUAUCAACACGUAAAAAAGAUUUUCACCGAGAUUUAAAUAUUCCCUUGUAAAAAAGAUAGAUGAUUUCGAUUGAGAACACCUAGAAAUAUUCUUAUUACGUCUGUAUAAAUAAAGACCAUAUGGAGAUACAUCUGGACGACAAAGAAGAAAAAUACGACCGUUAAACAUCGUACUUGGUGUAUGUAAAUACGAAAAGAUGAAUUUAAUUAUAAAUAUAUAACUUUAAAAUUAUCGAGAAUACAUAAAGCAGUGAGCAAUAAAUAUGAAAUGAAGAAAGAAUAACUUGUACGGUUAUUAUUAUUGUAUGUAUUUACGACUAUACUGCGAAUGAAAUCUUUUUUCAUUUGUAACGAAGAAUCAUCUUUCCGAUGAAAAAUUAUUUCCGUUAAAAAAUUUCUAUAAGAUACAGGCGAUAUUUUUAUGCCAUGUAUUUUUCUAUUAUACGCAUACGUUAUUAAGAAUUAUUAUAUAUCGUGUUGUAAAAAAAUGAUUACGAUUUUAAGGAAUCAUUGAUAAAAAAAUAAAACGAUAGGUACAAUUAAAAGAACAUCAAAAAAGAUUUGAAAAAAGCGAUCGAAUAUUAACUUAUUUCCAUUCGUAUUUUAUAAUUGAUCAUGUAAUUCAAAUAAUUUAUUAUAUGCACAAUAAAAUAUUGUAAAAAAAAAAA